AAUUUAUUGAAAAUUUCGAUACACCCAUUAACCCUUUUUUUCCUCUUUCAAUCUGAAAUUUGAUGUCGCGUCCAAUCUGAAGAAACAAAACCCACCCUUCUCUCAUUCCGUCUCUCUCAAUUCAACGAUUUUCAAAUAACCCUUCAAACCCUCCCGCAGCAGUAGCACUUUCACCUUUUUAAAAUUUCUCUUAGCAUUUCUCUCUGUAUCUAUCGCCUUCUUGUAAAGGAGAAGCUCUUGCUGGCGUCGGAAUCAAAAAAUAGUUUGUGUGCAUGGAGAGGGAAACCCAAUUGAAGUUAAUGGAAGAAUGUGCAGUUGAAAAUGGAUCAGCUGCACAUUUAGUACAAAAAUCUGAAGAAAAAGAAGAACCGUUGAAGGGAACUAUAAAUGAUGUUUGUAAACUCAAGAACUUGUUUGAUCACGUUCUUACUGUGUUCUUAGAUGUCUGUUCCAAUGAUUUCCCACGGCCACUACCAGUUAUGCUUGGAGAUGGCCGGCAGUUGGAUCUGUUUGCACUUUUCUGGUCAGUCAGGAAACUGGGUGGCUAUUACAUAGUUUCAAAGAAUACUUUGUGGGAUUUCGUCGCAGAAGAAUGCGGCUUACAUGGUAGAACGAGGGCUUUUGUAAAACUGAUCCAUGUGAAAUACCUUAGAGAGUUCGAUAGGAGUUUAAAAGGAGACUUUACCAAGAAGGAAUUGGUGAAUGAGGAAUUAAACUCAUUGUUGAAAGAGCUAGAGUUUGAUCUUCAUUGUUUCAUGACCAAUGAAGGAAAAGACCCGAUAAAGAAGAAAAAAACUCAUACUGAAGAACUCGAAGAAAAUGGCGAUGCUGAAGAGGUAAAAGAAAUCGUUUUGAAUGAGAUUAGCCGUAAGAAAGGAGGAGGAUUAUCUGGAAUGCUUAAUUGGCUACUAAUGGUGGCAAAGAUGCCGAAUGAUUCUAGUAUUGGGAGAAUUCCUCCGCCUUCAAACUGGAAGGAUUGCAAGAAUGAAGAAUUAUGGUUUCAGGCUUUGUCUGCAAAAGAGGCAUUGGUGAUAAAAAGAGAUAUCCGCCCCAUCGUAGGUCAAUCUCUAUCACAGAAGAAGCAGAAAAUCCUUCCAUCAAUGUAUGAGGACAGUGUAGGUCACAGUCACAGACUAAAGGAGAAGCAUAGAUGCAAUGAUAGGCUUCCUUCUUUCAAAAAAUGUCGUUUUUAUCCAGAUUGUAUCUCGUGCACAUGCCCUGAAGACAAUGUCAGUCUCCAAAAUGGAGAACUGGAGAACACCUCAAAAUUGGUAAGUUGUGAUGAGAACCCGAAAGCAGUUGCUUCAAGGAAGAGAAAGCAGAAAGAGACCAAUAAUGAGAAAGAUCUAGACAGUGCCGAUGACUUGUUAAGCGAUGAUCUUCAUCUUAAGGAAGUAAUGGUGGGUCCACUCUUCCAGGCCGAAAUUCCUGAGUGUACUGGUAUUAGAACUGAUUCCGAUCCAAAAUGGCUGGGAAUAACAAUGUGUCUGCCUCAGAAUGGAGAUGAUUCUUUCACUUCAAUGGAUUCCACUGAUAAAAGAAAGGAGAAUCCAUGUAUCUGUCAAAGUCCUGGUUCGGUUCAAUGUACUAGGUUUCACAUUGCUGAGAAAAGGAUAAAUCUGAAGAUGCAAAUUGGCUCUUUGUUUUAUGAUUGGAGAUUUGACCGCACAGGUGAGGAUGUCGCGCUUUCAUGGACCAUUAAGCAAGAAAAUAGGUUCAAAGGUAUUAUAGGACGGAGGAACCUGUCCCUGAGAAAGCAGUUGUGGAAUAACACCUCCAAAUUCUUCCCCAACAAAACUAGAGAAGAUCUGGUGAGAUAUUAUUUUAAUGUGUUCACUCUUCGGUGCAGAAGAUACCAGAACCGGGUGACUCCUGAGGAUAUUGACAGCAGUGACGAUGAACAUGAUUUUGGUAGUAUAGAUGAUCGUUAUGGCCUGGACGAUCAUAAUUCGUCUAUCUGCCGGGAGAAUAAAGAGUUCAUUGAUUUUUAUGGAUUGAGGAUUGAUAAAUUUAAUGUGAAGCUUGACAAUAAAGAUACGAUGACCGAAUUACUCGUUGAAUUCCAUGGACCAAAAGAAAGUCUUUAUGAAGGAGGUGUAUGGAGAAUUAGCUUAGAGUUGCCAUUUGAUUAUCCUUACAGACCUCCUUCUGUUAUCUUUUUGAACCAGAUUUACCAUCCAAAUAUUGAUAUGUUAUCAGGUACAGUUUGUUUGGAUGUGAUUGAUAAAAAAUGGUCUCCUUUAUUCAAUCUGGUGAAUAUAUUCGAAGCGUUUAUUCCUGAUCUUCUUCAAAAUCCUAACCCAGAUGAUCCGUUUAAUAAGGAGGCAGCUGAACUGAUGAUUUCUGACAAACCUGCAUAUGAUCUAAUGGUGAAAUACCAUGUCAAGCAAUGUGCCGGGGCGCCGCCUGUGGAGAAAUCUAGUGAGAAGGAUGAGACUGAUACUGAUGAUGAUGAUGAUAAUAAUAUUCCACCCUCUGUUGAUCCAACGGUUGACGAUCUUCCACCUGUAUUAUUGUCGUCCAACAAAUCCAUCGAAAGACAAGUUAUAUGCAACAAAGUUAGUCUCCAGAAGGGCGAACUCGUGAACACCUCAAAAUUGAUAACUUGUACAAGGAAAGAAGUUACUUCAAGGAAGAGAAAAAGGAAAGAUAUCAAAGACGAGAAAGAUCCAAUUAGCAUCGAUGAAUUCUUUGGCGAUGAUCUUCAUCGUAUGGAUGUACCGAUUGGUCCAUUCUUCCAAGCAGAAGUUCCAGAAUGGACCGGCAUUAUCACUGAAUCAGAUUCAAAAUGGUUAGGCAUCACAAUGUGGCUGCCUGAAAAUGGAGAUGAUUCUCUCAUUGAUAAAGGAAUGGAUGAUUCAUGUAGGUGUGAACAUUCGGGUUCGGUUUCAUGUACUAGGUUUCACAUUGCUGACAAAAGGAUAAAAUUGAAACUGGAAAUCGGUUCUAUGUUCUAUCAUUGGAGAUUUGACCGUAUGGGUGAAGAAGUUUCACUUGCAUGGACAAGUAAGCAAGAGAAGAGAUUCAAAGGUCUUGUAGGGUCAAGGAACAUGUCCCAAAGAAAGGCAUUGUGGAAUAACAUUCCUAAAUUCUUCCCCAACAAAACUAGGGAAAACUUGGUAAGUUAUUACUUCAACGUGUUCAUUCUUCGGUGUAGAAGAUAUCAAAACCGAAUGACUCCUCAAGAUGUUGACACAAGUGAUGAUGAGGAAAACGAAUUUGGUCUUAUUGAUGAUCGUUAUGGCCUCGAUUCACUUGAGUUUACAUUGAAUGAUCUUUAA
This is a messenger RNA of Impatiens glandulifera, 3281 nucleotides long. Its product is annotated as AT-rich interactive domain-containing protein 2-like. The coding region runs from base 273 to 3281 and encodes 1002 amino acids. NCBI's taxonomy places the organism in Eukaryota, Viridiplantae, Streptophyta, Magnoliopsida, Ericales, Balsaminaceae. The transcript has 10 exons. The record is from RefSeq and is a predicted model, not a curated record. Gene Ontology annotation, molecular function: DNA binding.